AAAAAAUAGAGCGGCAGAGGAGCUCGAACCUGCAAAAAUCUACUUCCCUCUCUCUCUUCUUUCUCCAGCACAGAUUGUAAGCCCUAGUUAUCUCCGAUUUUCCAUUAUGUUUCUAUGUGAUUCUUGGCGUUUUCCGUCUCGAUCUCUCUCAAUUUUCUCAUAAUCGCAUACAUUUUCGGCCCUGCAAAACCCUAACUUUCUAGCUUGUUCCACUGGAAUAGGGGCAUGCUAGGUCUCAUAGGUUGAAGCUCUCUUGCGAACCAGAAGCUUCGGGGCCGAAGCUGUAAUUUUAGGAGGGAAGUAUGUACAGGGAUCGAGAAGGCGGAGUUGGCGGGUUGGGCAAAUCGGAGAUUGUAGGAGGAGGAGGGCCUUUGGAUCGAAAGCGCAUCGUGAAUAAUGCUCUGGAAAAGCAUCUAGAGAAGUCCUCCACGUCCACUUCGAGGGGAUUCAACGCUAAGGAUAAGGAGAAAUUGUCGGUCCCUUCCACUUCCACUUCCACCGGAAAAGCGAAGCUCGAUCACCGUGACUCCCGCUCCGCUUCCCUCGCCAAGAACAAAUGCUCUGAUGAGGAAUCUGAAACAGACAGUGAAGAUUCAGAUGUCAGUGGUUCUGAUGGAGAUGACACCUCUUGGAUUUCAUGGUUCUGCAAUUUGCAGGGAAAUGAAUUCUUCUGUGAAGUUGACGAUGAAUACAUCCAAGAUGAUUUUAAUCUUUGUGGCCUGAGCAGUCAAGUUCCUUAUUAUGAUUAUGCACUUGAUUUGAUUUUGGAUGUGGAAUCUUCUCAUGGAGAUAUGUUCACGGAAGAACAGAAUGAGUUGGUAGAAUCGGCGGCUGAGAUGCUGUAUGGUCUGAUUCAUGUGCGGUACAUAUUGACUACCAAGGGAAUGACAGCCAUGUUAGAGAAGUACAAAAACUAUGACUUCGGAAGAUGUCCGAGAGUUUACUGUUGUGGUCAGCCGUGCCUUCCUGUUGGUCAGUCGGACAUUCCUCGUUCGAGUACUGUUAAAGUAUAUUGUCCUAAAUGUGAAGAUAUAUAUUACCCUCGGUCCAAGUACCAAGGUAAUAUCGAUGGAGCUUAUUUCGGUACGACUUUUCCUCACUUAUUUCUUAUGACCCAUGCGCACCUGAAGCCGCAGAAGCCAACACAAAGUUAUGUACCAAGAGUUUUUGGCUUCAAGCUUCAGAAGCCCUGAAACAAACUGGAGUUGGAAAGCUGGGAUUUCUCAUUGUUCCAUUGGUGGCGGUCGAUCUCGCUUCGCUUGGCCUUGCGCUUUGUUGAAAGAGCUAUAACCAAUGAGUUGCCAAGAGUAUUAUGAUUGUUGUACCAAGUGAAAGUUUAAAAAUGCAGCAGUAUCAGUAUCCAAUAUGGUCAAGCCUGACCUCUUCAAUUUUAAUUUUUGAAUCUAACACAGGGUUUGUAAGUUUUUUCUCUUUUUUUUUGGGUUUGAAAAUUAUUUAAUGUGGUUUCAAAUGUAGUUUUUGGUAUACCAUCUCCUCUUCUUAUGUUUUUGACAACACGUCCAAUGAUAAUAAUACGAGCUGUUUUUAAGCA
This is a messenger RNA of Tripterygium wilfordii, 1552 nucleotides long. Its product is annotated as putative casein kinase II subunit beta-4. Gene Ontology annotation, cellular component: cytoplasm; protein kinase CK2 complex. The transcript has 5 exons. Gene Ontology annotation, molecular function: protein kinase regulator activity. The coding region runs from base 303 to 1193 and encodes 296 amino acids. NCBI's taxonomy places the organism in Eukaryota, Viridiplantae, Streptophyta, Magnoliopsida, Celastrales, Celastraceae. The record is from RefSeq and is a predicted model, not a curated record.